Messenger RNA from Dentiscutata heterogama, 126 nucleotides. Lineage: Eukaryota; Fungi; Glomeromycota; Glomeromycetes; Diversisporales; Gigasporaceae. The record is from the annotation of a GenBank genome assembly.
AAAGAGGAAAUGUAAAUGAAGUAGAGGUAAUGGUUAGAAUUGGAAAUUUUGAUUUGGGUUUUUUGGUAGUAGUUGAUAUUUAUAAAAUAAGGCCUGAGGCAAUUGAAGUAGCUGGUUCGUCAAAGG